Molecule: messenger RNA, 1980 nt
Organism: Lichtheimia ornata
Lineage: Eukaryota; Fungi; Mucoromycota; Mucoromycetes; Mucorales; Lichtheimiaceae
Exons: 4
Coding region: 1-1980 (659 amino acids)
Biological process (GO): regulation of DNA-templated transcription
Molecular function (GO): DNA-binding transcription factor activity, RNA polymerase II-specific; zinc ion binding
Source: RefSeq, a predicted model, not a curated record
AUGCCGCGUAAUACACCCUGUCGAGACUGCAAGAAACGACGACGAAAAUGUGUCUGGGAGCCCUUUUCAACAAUAUGUCUUCGGUGUUCGAGACUCGAGCUUCAGUGUGUGCAAUUCGACGAUUCCGCCGAUGAAGACGACGAAUACGAUAUAUCCAUGGUCGAUGGUACCAGAGACAUUCAAAGGUGGUUGAGCGAUGUUACAGCAUUGCAAGCAGAGAUGCGACAGCUUGAAGCCGCCAUUCGUGCAGCUUCGGUGCCUGCCUUGUGCGCAGCAGGUAGUAGCAGCAGCAAUAGCGAUACCGAUAGCGAAUACAGUGCAUUAUCACCCAUGACACCAGCAUCAUCAUCAGCAACAGAAGAUACAGUGUUUACGAAUGUUGCUAAAUCAGCUGAACCCAACUGGAAGCUUAGUAUUGUGGAUGGCACUGUGAGACUGGAAACGAGUAUCCGCAGCAUCGAUGAAUUAUUGCAAUUUAGCCAAGCAUCCUUCCGCUACCUUUCGCCCUUUUCAAGUCUCUUUGCCAACGAAUCAGUGGUCUUUGAGAGUACAUCAGCUCAUGUCGUCUCUUCAGCAUUGCGUCUUGUUUCAAAACAAAGUCUACGCCAUUCUCGCAUGCGAUUAUUACCAGUGGAAUUACCUAUCAUGUACGACUAUCGAUCCAUCAUUGAUAAGCUUGUCAACUUGCAUAUUGAAUGCCACAGCAAUCGUAUACCUUUAUUACAUGCACCUACCUUCAUGACCUAUUACCGCUCGCUCGAUGAUCCACUCAAAAGCCCUGUUGUCAUGGCUGUGUGUGUCAACAUGCUUGGAAGCUUUCGACGGGGAAUCGAUUACACAGCUCAAGAAAAGCGACAGCUCUCAGAUUUCUUUUAUCAAAAAUGCCGAGAUUUGCUACUUGACAUGUUUGAUGAUCCAGAGCGAAGACUUGAAACGGUCAUCACCAUCUCUUUACUUGUCACUUAUGUAUCCCUUAUUCGACUUCAGUUUGCCGAAGCACGUCGCCUAGCAACAAUCGCCUCUCUGAUAGCCAAAGAUAUCGAAUCAUCCGGUCUUGAUCAUAUGCAGAAAUUCGAACGUGCCAUGUUUCAACGACACAGAGUGCACGUUGAGCAUAAUAUGAAAAUGCUUUCGAUGUUGUUGGAUGAAACGGAUGAUCAUAUCCCAUGCGGCGACCCAAUGGAGGCAUUGGAAGACGAGAGCAAGGAGAAUCACGAGUUUAUUGGUGCGCUUAAUCAUUUGGGUCGAUUGGCACAAUCUCCUUAUAUCCAUCAAACAAUGCCACACAUUAGAAGGCUGAUACGUGGUAUUCCAAGCGAGGUUAAUCUGGAUCUAGUGCUACGAUAUGAGACUGUGGUAUGCGAAUGGUGGUCGACGUUACCCGAGGACUUGCGUUUUUGCAACAACCCAUUCUCCUCCGAGAUCUUUGAGAAGCUGGAUCUUGUUGACAACGAAUUACAAUUUAUGGUGUUUGGUUUUACCCAUUGCAUGAAUAUGAUGGUCCACGCCAAUAUGCUAAGUCCACGAUCUCCACAAAACAAUGGCCAAGCUGAAGAAAUAUUGGAGGUGAUUCGGCAACGUGCCAUCACUAUGACGGUGCAAUCAUGUGACAUGUUGCUUGCUGUAUUGAAUCGGUGGACACAGCUCGACAAGAAUAAGGAAAUGAUGCCAUUGAUUGUCAUGGGCCAUGUCAUGUAUUCUUUAUUGUGCAUUUCUGUUAUUCCACAAGCCCAGAUCCCUGAACGACUCAAGUCCAACUUCUACCGAGUAUUCGAUGAAGUAGCAUCAUUUUUGCCCGAUGAUCAUCAUGUGCCAUCCACCAUUUCACCUAUACUUUCUUUCAUGUCAAACAAGGAAGCAUCAGAGCUGCAGGUGUAUUAUGAAUAUGCACUCCCAGGCUAUGCAUUUGUAUCUGACAUUAUGGAUUCAUCUCUUCAACAUCUACAAACCCAUAUCCCACUCCGGACGCCCUGUGUAUAA